AUGGCAGAGUUGUUAGCCACUGUAUAUUUGCUAUCUGUGUAUUGCUCUUUGAGGCAGCAUUACAAUCUGUUAUAUGCUAAUGCUUUUGCAGUUGGAGGAGGUGUUGUUGUGGAGGAUCAGCCAGAUGUGAGUGCAGUGUUGUCUGCCUACAAUCAGCAGGGGGACCCAACGCUGUACGAGGAGUACUACAGCGGUUUAAAAAACUUCAUUGAGUGUUCCCUGGACUGUCAUCGAGCCGAAUUGUCUCAGCUGUUUUAUCCUCUCUUUGUGCACAUGUACUUGGAGUUGGUCUACAAUCAACAUGAGAGUGAAGCUAAGUCUUUUUUUGAAAGGUUCCAUGGGGAUCAGGAAUGUUAUUACCAGGAUGACCUCCGUGUAUUAUCUAGCUUAACCAAAAAAGAACAUAUGAAGGGCAAUGAGACCAUGCUGGAUUUCCGAACAAGCAAGUUUGUUCUGCGUAUUUCCCGUGACUCUUACCAACUCUUGAAGAGGCAUCUUCAGGAAAAGCAGAACAACCAGAUCUGGAACAUUGUUCAGGAACAUCUCUACAUUGAUAUUUUUGACGGAAUGCCUCGUAGUAAACAACAGAUAGAUGCUAUGGUUGGAAGCUUGGCUGGGGAGGCAAAACGAGAGGCAAAUAAAGCGAAGGUGUUCUUUGGCUUAUUGAAAGAACCAGAGUUUGAUGUGCCUUUGGAUGAUGAAGAUGAAGAAGGAGAGAACGAGGAAGGAAAACCAAAGAAGAAAAAACCUAAAAGAGACAGUGUAGGGUCAAAAAGUAAAAAACAAGACCCUAAUGCUCCUCCUCAAAACAGAAUUCCUCUUCCUGAACUGAAAGACUCAGAUAAACUGGAUAAAGUGAUGAACAUGAAGGAAGCUGCCAGACGUGUGCGUCUUGGGCCAGAGUGCCUGCCUUCCAUCUGUUUCUACACGUUCCUUAAUGCUUAUCAGGGUUUAACUGCAGUGGAUAUUACAGAUGACUCUAGCAUGAUUGUAGGAGGCUUUGCUGACUCUACAGUCAGAGUGUGGUCCGUGACUCCGAAAAAGCUACGUAGUGUGAAAGCAGCAGCAGACCUCAGUCUGAUUGACAAAGAAUCAGAUGAUGUCUUGGAGAGGAUCAUGGAUGAGAAAACUGCAAGUGAGUUGAAGAUUUUAUAUGGUCACAGUGGACCUGUCUAUGGCACCAGCUUCAGUCCUGAUAGGAACUACCUGUUGUCCUGUUCUGAGGAUGGUACUGUCAGAUUGUGGAGCCUCCAAACAUUCACAUGUCUGGUGGGAUAUAAAGGACACAACUAUCCAGUAUGGGAUACACAAUUCUCUCCUUACGGAUAUUACUUUGUGUCAGGGGGACACGACAGAGUGGCUAGACUGUGGGCGACAGAUCAUUACCAGCCUUUACGGAUAUUUGCUGGCCACCUUGCAGAUGUGACAUGUACUCGAUUUCACCCUAACUCCAACUAUAUUGCCACUGGCUCAGCAGACAGGACUGUACGGCUCUGGGAUGUUUUAAAUGGAAAUUGUGUAAGAAUAUUCACUGGACAUAAGGGUCCGAUUCAUUCGUUGGCAUUUUCUCCUAAUGGACGAUUCCUGGCUACUGGAGCAACAGAUGGCAGAGUUCUGCUGUGGGAUAUUGGACAUGGCUUGAUGGUCGGAGAACUGAAAGGGCACACUGACACUAUCUAUGCGCUCCGAUUCAGUAGAGAUGGGGAGAUUUUAGCAUCAGGUUCAAUGGAUAACACAGUUCGGCUGUGGGAUGCAGUGAAAGCAUUUGAAGAUUUAGAAACAGAUGACUUUACUACAGCCACUGGACACAUAAACUUGCCUGAAAACUCACAGGACUUGUUACUAGGUACAUACAUGACCAAAUCAACUCCAGUUGUACAUCUUCAUUUUACACGCAGGAACUUGCUGCUAGCUGCAGGAGCCUACAGUUCACAGUAGAUCAGGAAGACGUAAGACUGGCUGUGCCAAAUUGUUGCAGCAGUGACCUCAGGAUGUGAGAUGAAGAGAAAUGUCUUGUAUGGGUGGACUUCACCAGUCCAUUGCAGGAAAAACAAAACUAUGUAAACUAACUCAAGCAACAUCUCUGUUCUGCUCUCAUAAUUCACAUAUUCUGCUCUCACAGUUUGAAAAUGCUGGAGAUUGACAAGACAAUGUGAGUUUGAAGGAAGGAAUUGUUUCAUGGUGCUUUUGAUAAAUGUGUACGUACGUGUAUAUAUAUGUAUAUAUGUGUGUAUAUAUAUAUACAUACUAUAUAUACAUACAUACAUACAUUUCAUAUUAUACAUUAUACAUACGUUUUCAUAUAUAUAUAUACACAUACAUACAUAUAUAUAUAUAUAUAUAUAUAGAAAAUGCCUGCCUCCUCUCAGAGAUGGUAUUGAGCUCUGCUGAAACUUCUGGAAAGUUAACAGCCUUGGUAUUUGUUCUCAAAUGAUUUUUUUUAAAGCACUUAAUGUACGGUUUGGUAAUGUUUAACCAGUCUCAAACACAGGUAAAAACUUCAGACUCAGAAAAGAAGAAUGUAGUUUAACUCACUAUUGCCUGGGCUGGGUAACAGGUAUGGUGAGAAUAUUACAGGAACAAACGGGGCAUUGAAAGAAUAAGCCCAAAAGGAAGAGGCUUGCGGGGAACUGCAGAGAAGUUAUAUGUAGUUUUUAUGCAUCUAAGUACCAAGUCCUGAAAAGAUUUCAAACUUCUGUGCUCUUUUGAGUUAUUAGAAAUGCAGAUCUUGUUAUUCUGUUCUGACAAGUAGCUGCUGCUGUGUGAUAAGCAACACAAGUUGCAAUGUGAAUUCUUUGGACGGAUGGUUUAGGGAAAAAGGACAACUGACAUGCAUCACCUAAUUUUAAAAACAAUAUACUUAAACCUUCAUAUGUUCUAUUAGACUUGAAAAACUUUAAAAAAACAGCAUCCUUUCAGCAUAUAGUUUAAUACAUCACACUGUAAAAACUAGUGAAGGAUCAAGAAAUUGCAGAGCAAAAAGCUUACUCAGUCGUCAGUAUGCUAUCAGUUUGCUUUUGAAAGGCUGGCUUGUCUGCUUAUGUGACAAUUGCCACCCAAAAAAACCCCUGCUGUACUCCAGUAAGUCUUGCUGGACAACCAGUAAAGCUCAGAGCUUCUAAGGAAAAGUAAAACAUACAAAACACUGGGAGGAUAGACCAUGUUUUGGGGUCUAUGAAUGGGAAUAUACGGAAAGGCCUCUUAGAAUCUUCUACAAACUACACACAAGGAAAUCUCAGUUUGUAUUCCCUGUUACUUGCAGUAAGGGCUCAGGCACUUAAACAAUCUGCUGGCUCUCUACUGAAGAUGCAGAAAACCAAGACUUUACAUUUCUAAGGUAAACAAAGAACUACCUCCUAUCUCAUCCUUUUUCUGACUAAGCCUUGGAGUAAAGGGGCAUUAGGGCAUUAAAUGUCAAAAUAAGGGUGGAAAAUUCAUAAGGAAACUAAUUUGGAAACUUUCUUUAAAGACAAAUGGUUAAAACUAAACUAUUAUGGAUUUUAUCUGUGAAGGUACAUCAAAAUUUCCUAGCACUCAAUAUGACCAGCUGGACUUAAAUAAAAUUGUAGUAAAUUAAGCAAGUUACCUAAAAGCACAUACAGCAUUGAGAGCUUGAAGAAAACACUGCUGCAUUCUGCCUUUUUAUUUUGUACAGUUUUAUACUUUUGAUAGUAUAAUAAAUACUAAAACCACA
Molecule: messenger RNA, 3694 nt
Organism: Meleagris gallopavo (turkey)
Lineage: Eukaryota; Metazoa; Chordata; Aves; Galliformes; Phasianidae
Source: RefSeq, a predicted model, not a curated record